AUGGCGGCGGCGGAGGCGGCAGCGGCUCCUCCGGCCGGCGGCGGGGGCUGCUCGCCGGCGGGCGGCGGCGGCUCCGUGCCGGUGCUGUUCUGCUUCUCCGUGUUCGCGCGUCCCUCCAGCGUGCCGCACGGCUCCGGCUACGAGCUGCUCAUCCAGAAGUUCCUCAGCCUCUACGGGGACCAGAUCGACAUGCACCGCAAGUUCGUGGUGCAGCUCUUCGCCGAGGAGUGGAGCCAGUACAUAGACCUGCCCAAGGGCUUCCUGGUCAGCGAGCGCUGCAAGGUGCGCCUGGUGCCGCUGCAGGUGCAGAUGACUACUUUGGGCAACCUGACGCCCUCAAGCACUGUGUUUUUCUGUUGUGAUAUGCAAGAAAGGUUCAGACCUGCCAUCAAAUACUUUGGUGAUAUCAUCAGUGUAGGUCAACGACUGCUUCAAGGUGCACGGCUCUUAGGAAUUCCAGUUAUUGUAACUGAACAGUAUCCCAAAGGUCUUGGCAGCACUGUACAAGAAAUUGAUUUAACGGGAGCCAAACUUGUACUUCCGAAAACAAAAUUUUCAAUGGUAUUGCCAGAAGUAGAAGCAGCAUUAGCAGAAAUUCCUGGAGUCCGCAGUGUUGUCUUGUUUGGAGUAGAAACUCAUGUCUGCAUCCAGCAAACAGCACUGGAAUUGAUUGGCAGAGGUUUGGAAGUUCAUAUUGUAGCUGAUGCCACCUCAUCAAGAAGCAUGAUGGACAGAAUGUUUGCUCUUGAGCGUCUUGCUCGUACUGGAAUUAUAGUUACUACUAGUGAGGCUAUAUUGCUGCAGCUGGUAGCUGAUAAAGAACAUCCGAAAUUCAAAGAAAUCCAAAAUCUCAUUAAGGCAAGCGCCCCUGAGUCGGGGCUCCUUUCCAAAGUUUAAAGAGGAUAUGAUGGAAGAGAAAUAUAUCGUGUCCUUUAAGGAUGAAGGAAAGCUGUAAGCGCACAUGCACACGUUCUUUCACACAAAGUCUGGCAGAAAUGUAAAAUUAAAAAUUGACAUAUUUGUUCUUGCCUUAGCAAAAAUGGUUUGGUUAUACUUCUCAGUGCCGGUGUAUUCUGUUCAGUCACAGCUGUCAAAGGCUAUUGAUACCAUAGAAACCUUUUGUUGUCAGAUUUCCUAUUUAUUAAAAAAAAAAAAAAAAAAAGUUAACAGGUGCCUGCUAGUCUCUAUACCCACUGAUUGUAACGGCUCCAAAAAGUGCAUAUUUCUGUGAAACUUCUUCAUUGUGCCCUUUGUAAAAGUGUAUUGUGGUAUUAUGUUUUACUUUUGUAUUAAUAGAAGAUAAUUGCAUAUUGGAUAACUGUGAUGUGAUAAUCUCUAAUGAUCUACAUAAAUGAAACUAUUUUAAUAGAGCAGAAUUUAAAAAUAAGAUAUGAACUGUAUGCAUUUUUGUUCUCUAAAGUAAAAUUUAAAUGCUUUGCUUCUUCAGUAGGCAAGAUGCAUAGAUCAGACAGCAGUUGAUGUUUGAUUGCUUUAGAUAGCUGGAGCUUGCGUCAUGAUUUUCAGGUAUGCUGAACUUCUGACUUCCCAACCCUCCUAAUUUAACAGUACACUUUAAUAAUAAUAAUAAUAAAAAUAUUUAAUGUGAUCUAUACAAAGAAUUGAUGUAAAGUCAUUCAGAACUAGGAGAAGUUUACCAAAGAUUUAAAUAAAUUGCCAACUCUAAACAAUUAAAGAGCAAAACCUUUUCAGCUCUUAAUACUACAUCUGGUACUAUAUUUUGAUUUACUUUUUUUUUUUUUUUUUUUCCCUCCCCCAUGGUUAGAUUUAAUAAUCUUCAUCUGAUUUCCGUCAUGGUCAAGCAAGCUCUGAAAUAAACCUCAGCUUUUCUAGGUAGGUGCAUAGUCUUGUAGGCUGCAGCGGGGUGGAGGUCGAACAGAAUCUGGCUAAAAAGCGUUGUUCAGAAAAAUAGCAUCUGUAACUUGUUGAUAUAUAUUUUCUAUCUAGAACCAAACUUUUAACACGUGACUGUUCAUAAAGGCACUUUCUUCAUGUCCUAAUGGCUUAAAAAUGUUAUGUAAAGUUUACAGUGCAACUGUGACAUUUAUUUUUUUAAGAGAAAUUCUAGAUGAUGUCAUAUUGAACACUGAUCUCUUUGGUAGAAAACUAAUUACAGUACAUAUAUUGUUUUAAAUUGCUUAUUUUCCCCACAAGAUGGCUCUAAAGGAAUUGUUUUGGAGAGUUAUAACCUUUAUAUGUUCAAAGCAAAUAAAAUGUUAACAUUUAC
Molecule: messenger RNA, 2245 nt
Organism: Rhea pennata
Lineage: Eukaryota; Metazoa; Chordata; Aves; Rheiformes; Rheidae
Gene: ISOC1
Product: isochorismatase domain containing 1
Exons: 5
Coding region: 1-897 (298 amino acids)
Cellular component (GO): cytoplasm
Source: RefSeq, a predicted model, not a curated record